This is a messenger RNA of Daphnia pulex (common water flea), 557 nucleotides long. RefSeq lists its product as uncharacterized. The transcript is spliced from 3 exons. Bases 69 to 425 code for a protein of 118 amino acids. The record is from RefSeq and is a predicted model, not a curated record. Lineage: Eukaryota; Metazoa; Arthropoda; Branchiopoda; Diplostraca; Daphniidae.
UAGAAGCCAACUGUUCCAGCUCACCAAGUGACAGCGCGAACUAUUCUAACUUGCUUUCAACCAUCAAAAUGAACGCAGCCACAACCACGUUCCUCGUCUUCCAAUUGAUGCUAAUAUGCUGGUCGACCGUGACGGUGGUGGCCAACCCGCCGGCCGAAACCAGCAACGCGUCCUCCAAGAACCUGGAGGAUUUCAGAAAUCAUUUGCGAUCGACGUUAACAAAUUACUUAAUGACACAGACUCACGCCAGAUACGGUAAGCGAAUGGCUCCCGCGCUAAUAAGCAAAGCCAAUUGGAGCGUCCAAAAUCCAACCGAAGAAUGGACCGGACCCUACGGCAACGCGGUGGCAACAAGCGGCAAGGGCGGAAACGUGAUGGACAUCUGCUUUAAAAUCAACACGUCUCCGGAUAUUGACAAUCUAUAACUUUAGUCAUGUUUCCUUAUUAUUUUUCUAAAAAUAUGUUGCACUUAUUUUAACAUUCGAACUGGUGUUUAAUUGGUGAAGACUUACAUAUAUCUAUCUUGAAAAUAUAUAUAAAGUUACGUGUCCUCAGCA